Amphimedon queenslandica is the source of this 906-nucleotide messenger RNA. Its product is annotated as methyltransferase-like protein 6. The record is from RefSeq and is a predicted model, not a curated record. Lineage: Eukaryota; Metazoa; Porifera; Demospongiae; Haplosclerida; Niphatidae. Bases 22 to 855 code for a protein of 277 amino acids. The transcript has 5 exons.
UUUAAACUAUUCAUUUUCAUCAUGUCCUCUUCUGCUGGUGGUAGAGUUCUAACUGAGGAAGAGGCAGAAAGACUAUUGGAGAGGGACAAGGAUUGUAUCAGUGAUUUCAAGAGGAACAAGCUUGAGAUGGACGCCAAGAAAAACUGGGAUCUAUUUUACAAGAGAAACUCUACCCAUUUCUUCAAGGAUCGUCACUGGAUUACAAGAGAGUGUCCACAACUACAGAGCAUCCUACAUGAAGUUGAUAAACCAGUUCUAUUGGAGGUUGGUUGUGGCGUGGGAAAUGCUGUCCUUCCAUUGUUAGAAGAACACGGGCAGGAUAUGUUUGUGUAUGCAUGUGACUUCUCACCAAGAGCCAUUGAAUAUCUUAAGUCUGAUCCAUUAUUUGAUGAAAGCAAAAACUGCCGAGGGUUUGUCUGUGACGUAACUAAGGAUCCUCUCACUCACAAUGUACCACCAAACUCUGUGGACAUUGCUCUGCUUAUAUUUGUCCUCUCUGCCAUUAGUCCAGAGAAAGUGAAAUCUGUUCUUACAAAUAUCUCAACAGUGCUAAAGAUUGAUGGAGGAUUAGUGUUUUUUAGAGACUAUGGUCUGUACGAUCAUGCCAUGCUGAGGUUCUCUAAAGGUCACAAGAUAUCGGAGAACUUUUAUAUGCGACAGGACGGGACAAGAGCCUAUUAUUUCUCUGAAAGUGAAGUGAGUGACCUUUUCUCUUCUGCUGGUUUUGAUGUUAUUGAGAAUUCUUAUGUCGAGCGUGAAACCGUUAAUCAUAAAGAGGGCGUGUCAGCCAGACGGAUAUUUGUACAGGGAAAGUACAAAGUCUCUUCGAAACCAAAGCAAGGAAUUAGUCACUGACUUAUUUUUAGUAUUGGGGAAAAAUUAAUUUUUUAAAGCACAAAAUCAUAA